UGAAAUCACCCCCUGGACAAAUCACACGAGCCUGUCAACCUCACCAGGUGGGAUUACUUGUAGCUAAUAGCCCCAACUCCCCGAGCAAACAGAGCUCUGCGCUCCCCGUAAGGAAAAGGCGAGGGUGCGCGCAGGCUUUUCAAGCAGGCUCUGGCAUGGCUGGGGAGGGCUGCGUCCGCCCGCGCCAGGUUAUAUCUUUAUUUGCUUUUGCCUUUGGAGUAAAUGUCUGCAUGGGAUUUACAGCAAAUCGAUUUAGGAGAUCUGAAGAAUGGGAUGAGGGCCCGGUCUCAGUCCUGUCAGAUUCCCCCUGGAUCAAUACCUCUGGCUCCUGCAAAAACAGAUGCUUUGAACUUCAAGAGGCAGAGCCUCCUGGCUGCCGCUGUGACAACCUGUGCAAGAGCUACAACAGCUGCUGCUUGGACUUUGAUGAGCUGUGCUUAAAGACAGCUCGGGGCUGGGAAUGUACCAAAGAUCGCUGUGGAGAAACCAGGAAUGAUGACAAUGCAUGUCACUGCUCUGAAGACUGCUUAAGUAGAGGAGAUUGUUGUACUAAUUAUCAAGUCGUUUGCAAAGGAGAAACCCACUGGGUGGAUGAUGACUGUGAAGACAUAAGGGCUCCUGAAUGUCCAGCAGGCUUUGUCCGUCCCCCUUUGAUCAUCUUCUCUGUUGACGGUUUCCGUGCAUCAUAUAUGAAGAAGGGGAACAAGGUCAUGCCCAAUAUUGAAAAACUCAGAUCUUGUGGAACACAUUCUCCUUACAUGAGACCCGUCUACCCUACGAAAACCUUCCCUAACUUGUACACUCUUGCUACUGGACUCUAUCCUGAAUCACAUGGAAUUGUUGGCAAUUCAAUGUAUGACCCAGUGUUUGAUGCCAGCUUCAGUCUUCGAGGGCGAGAGAAAUUCAAUCACAGAUGGUGGGGAGGUCAACCAAUUUGGAUUACUGCAGCCAAGCAAGGGGUGAAAGCUGGCACGUUCUUCUGGUCUGUUGUCAUCCCCCAUGAGCGCAGAAUAUUAACAAUACUGCAGUGGCUAACCCUUCCAGACAAUGAAAGGCCUUAUGUUUAUGCUUUCUACUCUGAGCAACCAGAUGCUGCUGGCCACAGAUAUGGUCCUUUCAACUCGGAGGUUG
Messenger RNA from Nestor notabilis (Kea), 1131 nucleotides. RefSeq names its product ectonucleotide pyrophosphatase/phosphodiesterase family member 2-like. The annotation marks the transcript as partial. Gene Ontology annotation, biological process: immune response; phosphatidylcholine catabolic process. The transcript is spliced from 11 exons. Lineage: Eukaryota; Metazoa; Chordata; Aves; Psittaciformes; Psittacidae. The record is from RefSeq and is a predicted model, not a curated record. Gene Ontology annotation, molecular function: phosphodiesterase I activity; alkylglycerophosphoethanolamine phosphodiesterase activity; scavenger receptor activity.